CAUACACUCCUCUGUAUUUCUUGAAUCUACUCCUGACAUUCUUUGUGAAAACCAUCUCUCAAACAAACUACAGUCAUUCAUUCUUACUCCUAACCUUCAUAGCCCCUCAGAAAAGACUGCAUACAUCAAAUCACGUCAAGAUGAUGUUCAUCAAGACACCAGUCAAAUUUGUCAUCCUUUGCUUCCUUUUGAGCUUGACAACUAACUAUGCAAACGGUCAAAGUUCAACAUCGGGCAGCUUUACAACAACAACGAACGGUGUUGGAACACCAGCUAAUGAUGUGGGAGUACCAGCCUCAGACGUAGGAGUACCAGCAUCAGAUGUCGGUGUGCCAGCAUCAGACGUAGGAACUCCAGCUUCAGACGUGGGCGUGGCAGCAACACAAGCACUUCCAGCUUCUUAUACCGAUGAUGAAAUGACUUAUCACGUUGCCGGAAAGACGAGUAAAGUGAACGGAUCAGAUAUCACAAUCACUUCACCAAUCAGUACUACGACUUGGAUUGCAAAUGCUACAAAUGUGGUUUCAUGGACAGGUACAACUCCUGAACGUUUAUCGAUUCAACUUAUCAAUAAUAAUACUUCUAGAUUGGAAAGUGGUUUAUCCCUUCGUGCAAGUGUGGAAACAAAAGAUGGUCAAGCAACCGUUUUAUUGCCAAAUCUUAAAGAUGGAACUGGCUAUUAUAUUCGUUUGUAUGAUCAAUUAGACAUUUCAAAAACUUUGGCAACUUCGGAUAAGUUUCAAAUUUUGAGACAAACCAGCAUCCCCUUGCAAACUCCUUCGACAGCGGAUGUUACACCUCUUGCGACUGGUGGUCAGCCAGGCGCAACAAGUACAACCAGUAACGGUACAACUAAAGGCGUAUUGCCGAACGGUCACAAUGAUGCUUCAAGGAUGCAUUCAUUGCCUUGUCUACUUAUCUUCAUCGCAUUGGUGUCAAGUAUUUCCAUCAUGUUCUAAUCACACCCCAUACAAUUACCAUGCAUGUACGAAAUCUCCUUUGUGUCCCUUUAUACCAUUCAAUGAGAC
This is a messenger RNA of Meira miltonrushii, 1028 nucleotides long. RefSeq lists its product as uncharacterized. The transcript has a single exon. Bases 141 to 959 code for a protein of 272 amino acids. Lineage: Eukaryota; Fungi; Basidiomycota; Exobasidiomycetes; Exobasidiales; Brachybasidiaceae. The record is from RefSeq and is a predicted model, not a curated record.